AUGUGUGUGCAGUUCCAGGCCUGUGACCCCACUGGGAUCACGGAGAAGUGGUGGGAUGGUUCCCAUGACUGGAGUGUUGCAAUGGAGGGAUACAGACUCUUUAGGAAGGACGGGCUGGGAAGACCAGGAGUUGCCCUUUAUGUGAGAAAACAGCUGGAGUGCCUGGAGCUCUUCCUGGGGAUGGAUGAGCGGCCAACUGAGACCUUAUGGGUGAGGAUUAAAGAGAGGACAGUCUUCUUCGACCGCAACCGGCCCAGCUUCGACGCCAUCCUCUACUACUACCAGUCCGGGGGGCGGCUCCGGCGGCCGGUCCAUGUGCCCCUCGACAUCUUCCUGGAGGAGAUCCGCUUCUACCAGCUGGGCCAGGAGGCCAUCGAGACCUUCCGGGAAGACGAGGGCUUCAUUCAAGAGGAGGAGAAGCCCCUGCCCCAGCACCACUUCCAGCGCCAGGUCUGGCUGCUCUUUGAGUACCCCGAGAGCUCUGGGCCGGCCCGGGCCAUCGCCAUCGUUUCCGUGCUGGUCAUCCUCAUCUCCAUUGUCAUCUUCUGUCUGGAGACUCUGCCCGAGUUUCGCCAGGAGCCCAAGGGCACCCAGGCCGGCUUCGGGGAGGUGGUGCCGCCCGGACGAGGCGCUGCUGCCACCGCCGCCACUGCCGAGCGGGACUCCGACACCUCUGCGCCCUGCCGCAUUAUCUGGUUCUCCUUUGAGCUCCUCGUCCGCUUCUUUGCCUGUCCCAGCAAGCCUGAGUUCUCCCGCAACAUCAUGAACAUCAUUGACAUUGUGGCCAUCAUCCCCUACUUCAUCACUCUGGGCACCGAGCUGGCCCAGCAGCAGCAGCAGAAGCAGCAGCCUGGCGGCAGCAGCACCAACAAUGGAGGCCAGCAGCAAGCCAUGUCCCUGGCCAUCCUUAGAGUUAUCCGCCUGGUCAGAGUCUUCAGGAUCUUCAAGCUCUCCAGGCACUCCAAAGGGCUGCAGAUCUUGGGGAAGACUCUCCAGGCCAGCAUGAGGGAGCUGGGUCUCCUCAUCUUCUUCCUCUUCAUCGGAGUGAUCCUCUUCUCCAGUGCUGUCUACUUUGCAGAGACUGAUGACCCUGACUCCCUGUUCACCAGCAUCCCUGAUGCUUUUUGGUGGGCGGUGGUGUCCAUGACCACCGUGGGCUAUGGGGACAUGUAUCCCAUGACAAUUGGUGGCAAGAUUGUGGGCUCCUUGUGUGCCAUCGCAGGUGUGCUCACCAUUGCCCUCCCUGUCCCUGUCAUUGUGUCCAACUUCAACUACUUCUACCACCGAGAGACUGAUCAUGAAGAGCAAUGCCAGUACACCCACGUCACCUGCGGCCAGCAGCAGUCACCUUUCUCUGAGCCCAAGAAGGGGGACAGCAAUCAGUCUCUCAGCAAAUCUGAAUUCCUGGAAGCAGAAGACCUGGAGUCCAUGAAAUAUUCCAACUUCAUUCCUCCCAACAACCAGGGUUAUAAAGAGAAGAAAAUGCUGACAGAGGUGUGA
Messenger RNA from Pygoscelis adeliae (Adelie penguin), 1500 nucleotides. Its product is annotated as potassium voltage-gated channel subfamily A member 6-like. Gene Ontology annotation, cellular component: membrane; voltage-gated potassium channel complex. The record is from RefSeq and is a predicted model, not a curated record. Gene Ontology annotation, molecular function: delayed rectifier potassium channel activity. Lineage: Eukaryota; Metazoa; Chordata; Aves; Sphenisciformes; Spheniscidae. Gene Ontology annotation, biological process: protein homooligomerization; potassium ion transmembrane transport.